Messenger RNA from Periophthalmus magnuspinnatus, 3963 nucleotides. RefSeq names its product transmembrane protein 63A (gene tmem63a). Gene Ontology annotation, molecular function: calcium-activated cation channel activity. Lineage: Eukaryota; Metazoa; Chordata; Actinopteri; Gobiiformes; Gobiidae. Bases 150 to 2522 code for a protein of 790 amino acids. Gene Ontology annotation, cellular component: plasma membrane. The record is from RefSeq and is a predicted model, not a curated record. The transcript is spliced from 23 exons.
GGUCAAGACUUGACACUGCGCAUGCGUGAAACAUGGAGCCGAGAGCCGCUAAGUUCCGUCUUCAGUUCCGUUCACAACAAGUCGAUUUUGGCUGUAAAUAGACUUUAAUCUCACCAAUCGGAUGCACGUAAGCGGCCAGAGUGAUAGCCAUGUCGUCUGAGUGGUGGAAUCAGUGGCUUGUUUCCAAUGGCAGCUCUGCCUUUAACUUCACAAAAUGCUUCAGCUCCAACCAAAGCAGUGUCCUGUACGGGAACAACUUUGGAGGGAUACCAAUUGUGCUUUUUCUGGAUUUCUGUGUCUUCAUGUUCCUUUUGAUCCUUUUCUCUAUUAUACGAAAACAAUUCUGGGACUUUGGACGGUUAGCGCUGGUGGCUGAAAGUGAGGGGUUUAACGAUUUUGGACACCGUAACUAUGGUCGCAUGUCGUCCUUUCUGUCAAGCACAGAUGAACAUGAUCACGAAUUGGGCUUUUUCUCGUGGGUGCCUUACAUUGUGAGAAUGGAGGAUAGGAAAAUUAAAGAUAGAUGUGGGAUAGAUGCUACAAAUUACCUCUCCUUUCAACGCAAUCUGAUCUUCUUACUUAUUGUCAUAACUGUCGCUUCCCUUGGAAUUAUUUUACCUGUGAACCUGACUGGGAACCUUUUAGACAACCCACUAAAUUUUGGAAGAACAACCAUAGCCAAUCUUCCAAGUGGAGACUUGCUGCUAUGGCUGCAUACAAUCUUUGCAGUACUUUACUUGAUGCUGACAGUUGUUUUUUUACGACGCCACACUUCACAAAUGAAAGACAUGCGGAAAGAAAUAGCUAGAAAUACAUUGUUUGUUACUUCAGUGCCAAAAACGGCAACAGAAAAUGACGUAAGGUCUCAUUUUACAGACGCGUACCCAACCUGCCGCGUGUGUGAUGUGACUCUGGGCUUUGAUGUAGCUAAACUCAUGCACCUUGAUAAAGAAAGAGUUCGUGCUGGAAAAAAUUUGCGUUACUACGAGAAGGUGUUUGAGAAUACAGGCAUACGUGAAAUGAUCAGCCCCAGAGUGUGUGGUCACCUCUGCUGCUGCGCCUCAUGUGAAAAGGUUGAUGCCAUAGAGUUCUACAGCAACAAAGAAAAGCUGUUACUUGAAGAUUUCAGACAAGAAGCAGAAAAGGUUCCAGAAUAUCCUUUGGGAAUGGCAUUUGUGACCCUGCAGAAUGAGGGAAUGGCCAAAUUCAUAUUAAAAGAUUUUAACGCAGUGGAUUGUAGCCAGAGUUGCUGUUGUGGAAGAGAGCCUCAGCCAUCCCAGUAUAGUGGACCUCUGAAAGUGAAGAAGUGGACAGUUAGUUUUGCACCACAUCCCAAAAACGUGUAUUGGGAAAACCUCUCAGUGCGGGGCGUGAUGUGGUACCUGCGUUACAUACCACUCAACAUUUUACUGUUUUUCCUUCUGACCUUCCUCACAACUCCCACCAUCAUCAUCAACACAAUGGACAAGUUCAACGUUACUAAGCCCAUUAAAGAUCUCAAUAGUCCUAUAAUCAGUCAGUUCUUCCCCACUCUCCUGCUCUGGUCCUUCUCUGCACUACUGCCCACUGUAGUGUACUAUUCCACGCUUGGAGAGGCUCACUGGAGCAGGUCCAGUGAGCAGUUGAGUAUGAUGAGGAAGCUCUAUUUUUUCCUGCUUUUCAUGGUGCUUAUACUGCCAUCACUUGGACUAACAAGUCUUGCUGUUUUCUUCAGAUGGCUGUUUGAUAAGAGUUUUCUAGAGGAUGGAUUGCUUAAUGGAAAACUAAGAUUUGAGUGUGUGUUCCUCCCGGACCAAGGCGCUUUCUUUGUUAACUACGUCAUUGCCGCGGGUUUGGUGGGCUCUGGGAUGGAGCUGUUACGGUUACCAGGGUUACUUCUGUACACAGUUCGCCUGGCCUGUGCUCGUUCUGCUGCAGAGAGGAAAUACGUGAAGCAGAAUCAAGCUUAUGAGUUUGAGUAUGGGGCUAUGUACGGCUGGAGCCUCUGUGUGUUCACUGUAAUCAUGGCCUACAGCAUCGUAUGUCCCAUUAUUGUACCUUUUGGUUUACUGUACAUGCUCCUGAAGCACCUAGUGGACAAACACAACUUAUACUUUGCCUACCUCCCCGCGAGCCUGGACAAGAGGGUACACAUUGGAGCUGUCAAUCAAGCCAUGGCUGCUCCCAUCAUCUGCCUUAUAUGGCUUUACGUUUUCUCUGUGCUCAGGACCGGUUUUAUGGCUGCCACAUCCCUUUUCACACUUGUGGUGCUGUGCAUCACUAUCGGUAUCUGCCUCUGCUACACCUGCUUUGGCGUUUUUAAGUAUCUCAGUCCACACAAUUAUAAGGUUUCAGAUGAGGAUGAUGACGAUGCAGUGGAAGGAGGAGAAGAACACACCAUGGUCUACCUACCCAGAGUGCUUAAUACCAAAUCUCCAGCCCAGCCCCAAGAGGAGCCCCCAAAAUCAAACUUUUAUGGUUCAACAGAGGACAGCCCUAACUAUGACACAACUGCAGUGAAGGACAAUGCUUCAGAUACAUGAGUCAGUGAACUGCAUCAAAUAUUUUUUUAUAUACCAAAUAUACACAGCCAAAAGGGUAUUAUUGCUAUGUUUCCAGUUAAGACUCUGAUAUUGAUGAUGGGUACAUAAUGUUUAUACUGCCAUUGCAAAUGCCAAAGUCAUAAAAAAAAACAUUUGUUACUGUAUAAUGCCAGUGCUAACCUGCCAAGAGAAUCUCCUUUUAAAUUCACUUUUAUACUCUAUUUAUUAAUUAGUUUAUUAUUUUUCCUUGGCUUGUUCAAGGUUUAAAACUUCACAACAUUAAGUGAAUAUAAAUGUAAUUAAUUGUCACAGUAUUUAAUAAACCAACUCUUGUAUGUUUGUUACUUUUGCAAUGCUUGAAAUUUGCAAGAAGGAUCAUUGCCAUAUGCUCCGUGUGCCACUGGAGGGCACUGUGUGCUUUCUUUAAAACAUCACUUGGCACUAAACACACAGCACCACUUAAAGUAUGUCUAAGUUAUUCAGGCGCUGGAAUGAAUGUUUUACUGUGUAGCUUUUCCAGUAGCUCCACCCCUCACCUGAUCCUUUCGUGUUAACCGACUUGUAUAGCUGUCCUUCCCUUUUGGUCACACCACCUGCCUCAGCUAAAAGACAACACAGUGGACACAGUUGUUAAAUAUGGCUAAUGAAGUGCUAAGUUUUCUCCUAUUGUUAGCAUUGUAUACAAAACUACUGAGCAUAAGAGAUCGGUGAACUUCGUAAUGUUUACAUAAUAGAUUGAUUGCCCCUCAUCUCAGCAUUAAACUUUUGUAAUUAUGAAUUUAUUUAGUUUUACCUUGACCUUACUUUGGUACAAAUUGGCUUAAUGUAAUAUUAUGUAUAGGUGAUGAAGCAGCAAACAUGAGUAUUAUGGAAGGUAUUUAAAAAAAUGUGAAAUUACAAUAGGUCACAGUACAGAAUUGGUUAAAUUCAUAAUGAGAUAAAUAAAUAAACUUAUGUAACAGAAUGUCAUGAGAAAGCAAUGUCUGGUUAGACUACAAAACCACUAAUAAGUUGCAGAUACUGUAUUCUCAUGUGGUCUAAAUGUUUUGCAUUUGCUAUCAAAACACCACUAACAAUGGCUUUGCAUGUGUUGUGUAUAUAAUGGUUGUUCUCGCUCAAUAAAGCAGAGGUUAUGUGAAUAGCUCAGCCAAUGACACACUAUAUUCUGACCCAACUUCUGACCACAGACUAAAACUUCAAAUACUGUCAGUGCCUAAAUGUCUUCUCAAUGGGAAAAGAUUCCAAUUGUGGAAAUUGAUUUUCAUAUUCCCUAAUGUCCCUAAUGUGAUUUUUUUUUUUUUCUUUUUUUUUUAUAAUAACCUACCAAAACUUGCAAAACAACUUUUUUAAGGUGUAAGGUCAUUUCUUGGGGCUGUGUUUUGUUACUGUAUGAUUUGUAGGAGGAUUGGGAGACUGUUUUUAAAUAAAUGCAAACAAAAUU